Dendrobium catenatum is the source of this 1164-nucleotide messenger RNA. Its product is annotated as vacuolar protein sorting-associated protein 28 homolog 1. Gene Ontology annotation, cellular component: ESCRT I complex. The coding region runs from base 178 to 813 and encodes 211 amino acids. Gene Ontology annotation, biological process: protein transport to vacuole involved in ubiquitin-dependent protein catabolic process via the multivesicular body sorting pathway. Gene Ontology annotation, molecular function: protein-containing complex binding. The transcript has 2 exons. Lineage: Eukaryota; Viridiplantae; Streptophyta; Magnoliopsida; Asparagales; Orchidaceae. The record is from RefSeq and is a predicted model, not a curated record.
UUCCCCUCCGGUUCCUUGAGACCCCAUCUUCCUUCAAGCUCUUACCUUCUCUUGCCCCCGUGUCCACCCCAAUAUCCAGAAGCGGCGAAUACAGUACUAACUUUUUCUAUCUUGUUGAUCCGCUCGGAGAAGACACGGAUCCGCCCCCUAUCGCUGCCAGAACUUGGGAUCGCAUCCAUGGAAGUGAAGUUGUGGAACGACAAAAGGGAGCGGGAGAUGUAUGACUCAUUCGCGGAUCUCUACGCCAUCAUCAAGACGACGGAGAAACUCGAAAAGGCCUAUGUUCGUGACCUAGUCCCCUCCUCCGACUACGAAUCGGAAUGCCUCAAGCUCAUCGCCCAGUUUAAGACCCUCUCCUCAUCCCUCCGCGACGCCGUUCCUUCCAUCGAGCGCUUUGCGGAAGCAUACCGGAUGGACUGUCCCGCUGCUCUCAACCGUCUCCUCAUCUCAUGUGUUCCGGCCACCGUCGAGCACCGCUCGUUCUCCUCGGCAUCCACCGCCGCCUCCGCUUCUGCUGUGGCUGAGUGCGUUCAGCACUUCAUUACUGCAAUGGAUUCGCUCAAGCUGAACAUGGUUGCGGUGGAUCAGGUGCAUCCUCUGCUCGUCGAUCUCUCCUCCUCGCUUGCGAAGCUGGGAACGGGAAUUCUUCCGUCGGAUUUUGAGGGGAAGGCAAAGAUGAGGGAGUGGAUAGCGAGGCUAGCGAAGAUGGGAGCGGCUGAUGAGCUAACGGAGCAGCAGGCGAGACAGCUGCUCUUUGAUCUUGAGUCAUCUUACAGUGCAUUCAUGGCGGCACUUCCAAAUGGUGGCUCCUGAUUUUAUUAAUUGGCUGUCUAUACAUCCAAACCCUUCAAAAACUCGAAGUUUGAUGUUACAUGUUUUAUUUGUAUUAAUCAUCUCUCUAGCAGCUGGGUCCUUUAGCAGUGCGUCCCGUCAACUGCUGUGGUUUUAAUUGAAUAAUAUUUGACCUCAAACUUUCUUCGUGAACCUGCCAGAAAAGAAAGUGCAUGAGCUUAAUAGAAGAACGAGGGGGAGAGAAAGAGAGAGAAGGCAAGAAAAAAGAUUGAAAAUGAAUGAUAUAUAAAAUAUGCUUAAUUACUUGUAAUUUAGAGACUAGUCCAAACAACUCAAUACACUCUUCUAGGAGAAGUUUUUCUUUUGCUACAA